This is a messenger RNA of Galleria mellonella (greater wax moth), 979 nucleotides long. RefSeq names its product proteasome subunit alpha type-4 (gene Prosalpha3). Lineage: Eukaryota; Metazoa; Arthropoda; Insecta; Lepidoptera; Pyralidae. Gene Ontology annotation, cellular component: proteasome core complex, alpha-subunit complex; cytosol; proteasome core complex. Gene Ontology annotation, biological process: ubiquitin-dependent protein catabolic process. The record is from RefSeq and is a predicted model, not a curated record. The transcript has 6 exons. Bases 142 to 915 code for a protein of 257 amino acids.
UCAGUCAAACAAUCAACUGUCAAGUCACUUUGACAUUCGUGAAUCGACAAGAAUUGUCCGGCUAAGUUUGAUAUUAUUCUGUAAUAUUUUAUUUUUACAAAACGAUACUAAUUUCAUAAGUUAUUAUUUAAUAACUUAAUCAUGGCUCGUCGUUAUGAUACACGUACAACAAUAUUUUCGCCGGAAGGUCGGCUUUAUCAAGUUGAAUAUGCAAUGGAAGCUAUAAGCCAUGCAGGUACAUCCCUGGGCAUUCUGGCUACUGACGGUAUAUUAUUAGCAGCGGAACGUAGAAAUACUAAUAAGCUCUUGGAUGAAGUUUUCUUUUCGGAGAAGAUUUACAAGUUGAAUGAUGAUAUGGUGUGCUCUGUCGCUGGAAUAACGUCAGACGCUAAUGUUCUUACAAACGAGCUCAGAUUGAUCGCACAAAGGUACUUGCUACAGUAUGGAGAAUCAAUUCCUUGUGAACAACUGGUAUCCUGGCUUUGUGAUGUCAAGCAGGCCUACACACAAUAUGGAGGAAAACGUCCAUUUGGUGUCUCAAUUCUCUACAUGGGAUGGGACAAACACUAUGGCUACCAACUCUACCAGUCCGAUCCUAGUGGAAACUAUGGUGGCUGGAAAGCCACCUGUAUUGGAAACAAUAGUGCAGCAGCUGUAUCAAGUCUGAAACAAGAGUAUAAAGAGAAUGAGACAACAUUAGCUGAAGCACAAGCCUUGGCUAUCAAAGUACUGAGCAAAACCCUUGACAUGACUAAACUAACUCCUGAGAAAGUGGAAAUGGCAACAUUGACUCGAAAAGAUAACAAGACUAUAAUACGAGUACUCACUAGUACUGAAGUGGAAAAACUAAUUGCGGACUUUGAAAAGAGUGAGGCUGCAGCAGAAGCCGCUAAGAAGCAACCACCCAAAUCCUAAUUUUUGUAUAUUUUUAUUUGUAAUAAGUAUUCUUUUUUGUCACAGUAAAACAUUUUAAAAUAAA